AUGCAGUCUAUUGCCGUCCUCGUCGGCCUGCUCGUGGCUGCGGCUGUCGGCUCGCCGUCGGGCAUAGCCGGCAAAGAUUACGCUGACCGUGUCGCCCGCAAGCGCACCGCCGAGACCGUCCAGCUGAUUGCCUACGGCACCAACAUCUCGGGUCUCCCAAUCUAUGCGGGUGCUGAUGACCUCGCCUACGUGGCGACGCCCGCUGCUGCCGCCCUUGCGAACCUGACCGCCCUCACCUGGACCAUCGACACCACCGGCGAAGACGCCUGGACGGUGGCGCCGAGCACGAAUGCGUCGACCGUGACCCCUGGCUCGUUGUUCUACAUUGUCUCUUCGUCCGAGAGGGGCGACGCCUUCGACCAGGCCGGGUUCGUGCCGGACGCGUCGGACGCGCCAGCCGGCGCGACCACGACGGGCUUCAUCGCCUACGGUCCGUAUGUCAUCGUCGCCGCGGACAAAGUGAAUGGCACAACGUCGUACGUCUCCGAGUUCUGGGCCCGAACAGCGCCCGGCACCGACGGCCUCUGGGCGCUGAUGUGGAACGAGGCCAACAAGGCGCAUGCCAAUAGCGCGCCCUUGAGCAUCAAGACGACGGCACCGGUCAAGUCGACGGUGUAG
Messenger RNA from Sporothrix brasiliensis 5110, 618 nucleotides. RefSeq lists its product as uncharacterized. The coding region runs from base 1 to 618 and encodes 205 amino acids. The transcript has 2 exons. Lineage: Eukaryota; Fungi; Ascomycota; Sordariomycetes; Ophiostomatales; Ophiostomataceae. The record is from RefSeq and is a predicted model, not a curated record.